AUGCCAAGUCACAACAACUGCUGCAUAGUUGGGUGCAACGCGACCUACGCCAAUUCUCCGAGUAUCAGACUUUACAGUUUUCCAUGGAAAACCUACGAGAAGGACCGACGUGCAACUUGGAUCCAACUUGUUCGCCGAGAGACGAGCACUGGCAAGUUGUGGGAGCCGACAAAGCACUCAAGGAUUUGCAGUAAGCAUUUCGUGGGAAAUGUCAAGUCUGAUGAGGAGAGGCAUCCGGCUUACAACCCGUCCAUCUUCCCCGACGUGUACAGGAAGCGGUCGACUCCAUCGUCUGAUCGCUACGCAAGGGCUAAACGACGCAGGGAGUGUGGUGCCGUGAGCACCCAGAGCUUGGAGCCCACCGGGGAAGACGAGGGAGGCGAUCAUAACGAGUUUUCCGUGUGUCCUACAGAAGAUGUAUUUGAAAUGCAGGACCCUGAUAUGUGUACGUCACAUGAAGAUGAACCGCCACUGAAGGAGGCAUCUACAAUGACUGAAGAGUCAAGUGGAAGUUCGAGCAUUUCUGCCUUCUACUGCGAGCACUAUGACACGAGCGUCGCCGUUCAGGUCAGCAGUGUCUCCAUGGUUGACAACGGCAUCAGUUGUCCACAGCGUCAGUAUGAGACCAAGAGCACUGGCACAGCAUACAAGGAGCCAUACUUCGGAGGCUAUAAGUCCAUUGCAGAUAACGAGCAGCGGCUGAUUGACCUGACAGGAGUGACGCUCAUGGUUCUGUCCCUCCUGCAGAGCCUACUCCCAGACUCAGGACGCCAACCUCGAGAACUCCAUGUGAAUGACAAGCUUUUGCUCUUCCUCAUGAAGUUAAAGCAUGGGGUGCCCUUUUCGUGUUUGGCAUCUCUCUUCGGGAUACACCGAACGACAGCAGCAAAGGCAUUCAAGCAUGUCCUCUUUCAUGUCUGUGCAGCAACAAAAUCCUGGCUGUACUGGCCAAGCAAGGCUGCAGUACAGGCAACAAUGCCCCCAAGUUUUCGCUUGUUGUACCCGAAUUGCCGGAUAAUAAUAGACUGCACAGAAUUGAAAGCAGAGACACCAGCAGGGGUUCAAGCACAGAACCUCUGGUACUCCCACUACAAGGGGACGUAUACAAUGAAGUACCUGAUAGGAAUAGCACCGAAUGGUCUGGUGACAUUCUUAUCCCCAGGCUUUGGAGGAAGAGCCAGUGACACCAACAUUACAGUGGAAGCUGGUCUUCUACCACGGCUAGAGCCUGGAGACCUCGUGCUGGCAGAUAAGGGCUUCCCUGGAAUCCGGACUGGUGUUGGACAACAGAAAGCAACGCUAGUGAUGCCCCCGUUUGCCACGAAGCCACAGUUUACUGAGGCAGAAGUGGACGCAACGUAUGAAACUGCAUCUGUGCGGAUACAUGUGGAAAGGGUAAUCCAAAGACUGAGAAUCUUUGACAUUUUAAACCGAAGAAUUCCUCAUGACCUGGCAGAACAUAUGGACAAGAUAAUGCAUGUGAUAUGUGUAAUCACUAAUGUGAAACCAGGAAUCUUUCGUAAAAAUGAUGAAACAAUGCAAUUUUAA
This is a messenger RNA of Ornithodoros turicata, 1548 nucleotides long. RefSeq lists its product as uncharacterized. Bases 1 to 1548 code for a protein of 515 amino acids. Lineage: Eukaryota; Metazoa; Arthropoda; Arachnida; Ixodida; Argasidae. The record is from RefSeq and is a predicted model, not a curated record. The transcript has 5 exons.